AUGAUGAGCAGCACAAAAGUAUCACUGAAACCUGCCAAUGCCUCAGAGAACCGCAUGCCAGUAAAGAGCCAUAGAAGACAAGCAUCCAUUGGUCUCGGUAUUGUCACUCAUCUCACAGAGCCAACUGUGAUCGCUCCGCGACGACAGAGGAUUUCGAAGAACGACUCAUUCUUUGAUACAGCUGCAUCGCUUUCAAAUCCAAUGAAGCCUCCACCAUCACUGAGCAUACCCACCAAGCUCAAACAUCAUUGCUAUCAUCAGCAUCAGCACCAUCCAGAGACAGCAGGAGCAAGACCUACAUUUGCAGAUCGCAUCCGAAGCAUUGUAUUAGCCAAUAGAAAAACUGCCGCCAACACGCCGGUUGUUGAACGUAGCAACAGUAGUAGCAGUAAUAGUGAUCAAAAGAAAAAGAAUGGCAAGCUAAAGAGUAGCUCCAGCAGCACCCACAGCAGUAACAACAUCAACCUCUCGUUUCCUGAGGAAAAAAUCAUCCCACUCCCUAGUCCUGCACAGCCCUCGUUGUCGAGGACCAACACAUUUACCAGACACUUAGUAAUCACGCCUAUACUGACACAACAAGAUGCUGACACAGCCAUGGAAGAGGACGAGAGCCAUACACCGCCGCCUAGCUCUGCCAUUCCCAUUAUCUCACUCUCUCCUAGCUUUUCGCCCAACAAGACCAACGUGAUUCCACCACUGCAAGAAGUGCCCAUGCUGGGAGACAUGGAGGAUGAUCCAGAGUAUCACUGUAGCAAUGGCAAUAUCACUCGAGAGUUCAAAUAUCCUUCGCCCGCACCAACGCCUUACGACGAUGUUGAUAGUCUGCUAGGAAAGCAUAUUUGGAAGUUUCGCAUCAAAAAGCUCUUGGGAGUGGGCGCGUUCUCAAAAGUGUUUCUGGCCCACAACAUGGAAGAAGGCGGUUUGUUUGCAGUGAAGAUGAUCAACAAGGAAAGAAUGUAUCAAGAUUUAAGAGUGAAAUCCAGUAUAGAAAGAGAGGUUGGUGUUCUCAAGUUCCUCAAUCAUGGCCGCAUUGUUCAGUUGGAGGCGACUAUGGAAACAGAGCAACAUCUAUGUAUUGUGCUGGAGUAUGUUCAAGGCGGCGAGCUGUUUGAUUUUGUUCAACACAUGCAUAAUGAUAUACAUCAGGUUGGGAUACAGUCGAAUAUAGACGAGCUGCUGAUCAAAAGGCUGGCAUUGGAGUUGAUACAAGUUGUACUGUGGUUACAUGAGCAUAAUAUCGUACACCGUGAUCUCAAACUGGAGAAUAUCCUGGUUUACUUUGACGAAGAGACGGGUGAACCGCAUAUCAAGGUGACAGACUUUGGCUUAGCUCGCAUUGUCAAUCCACAGGAACCAAAAUUAACAACCCGUUGUGGCAGUGAGGAGUAUGCUGCCCCUGAAAUUGUGCAAAGUCUAGGCUAUGAUGGCCGCUUGACCGAUACAUGGUCUAUUGGUAUCAUCAUAUUUGCUUUGCUGGUUGGGUACUUACCAUUCACGUAUGAUGCGAGCAAGGGAGAGAAAAUUGCACACCUAUUCCAUCGUAUUGUGAUGGCACAAGUCAAAUGGCCACAAAAUGACAAUAUUAGCCUCGAAGCCAAAGAAGUGGUGGAGCAAAUUUUGGUGCGAAAUCCAGACAAGAGAGCUCGAUUACAACAGAUUAAUACCUUACCUUGGUUCACAACUUAA
Mucor velutinosus is the source of this 1686-nucleotide messenger RNA. RefSeq lists its product as uncharacterized. Gene Ontology annotation, molecular function: protein kinase activity; ATP binding. Gene Ontology annotation, biological process: protein phosphorylation. NCBI's taxonomy places the organism in Eukaryota, Fungi, Mucoromycota, Mucoromycetes, Mucorales, Mucoraceae. The record is from RefSeq and is a predicted model, not a curated record. The coding region runs from base 1 to 1686 and encodes 561 amino acids. The transcript is spliced from 3 exons.